AUGGCUUUCUGUAUCACUUUCGGAACUCAUGAGUUCUCGUCUCAGCUUGAAGGCUAUGAGCAUGUCCGCGCAUACUGCUACAACUGCCAACAUUGGAAUGGGCACUGCAUUACUCGAUGGCCAUUCUUCACCGUCUGUUUCAUUCCUCUGAUUCCCCUUGCCAUUCACAAGUACAAGGAGGUCCAAUGCUACACAUGCCGAUACACUCAAGACCUACGCGACCGGCCGGAUAUCACACCGGAGACUCGACCUCCAGCAGGUGGGCAGUACGGCAUCCAGCCACCCCCGGGAGCUCAAAACUGGCAGCAGCCCCCCGGUCCUCCCCCUCAGGCACAGGGUGGUCUAGGAUACAAGUGA
Messenger RNA from Penicillium antarcticum, 357 nucleotides. RefSeq names its product rhodopsin family protein. NCBI's taxonomy places the organism in Eukaryota, Fungi, Ascomycota, Eurotiomycetes, Eurotiales, Aspergillaceae. The coding region runs from base 1 to 357 and encodes 118 amino acids. The transcript has 7 exons. The record is from RefSeq and is a predicted model, not a curated record.